UGCAGUAUCCUUUUUGUUCCCCUCGACUCCGGACACCUACAUUCAGUAUCUUCCUUCACAUUAGACUCCACGCAGGUUAGAUCCGUACUAGACCGCUAAACAGCGCAAGCUACAACUAUGCCUGCGCCACUGGCCAAAGGGUCUGGUCGCACCCACUCUCCAUCCCCUCACUCCCGACCUAUUCCCCGGCCUGCUCACCCCUUCCAAACAGGCCUCAUCAUUGUCGCCUCAGUCGUCGUCGCCGCCGGUAUCGCCAUAUAUGAGUCCCCGCAAGUCCGCGCCUGGCUCGACCAAUCCCGUCGUAAGAUCGCUGUUGCCCUACAUUCGCUUGGAGACGAGAUACAGCCUCGUCGGCCGUCGGAAGCCUCAGAUGAUUAUGAGGCGAGAAAGAGGAAGAGGGAUGAGCUGAUGAGGCGGAAUAAGAACGAGCUUAUUAGGAGGGCGAGAGAGGAGGGCAUUGCGGUGGACCUGGAUGAGUUGGCCAGGAUCGGGAGGGAGGAGGUGGAGGUGGCGGAGAUGAGGCAGUUGCACAGGCAAAGGCCGAGGAGUAAUCGGAGCUUUGACGACUUGGUGGGGAGUGACGGCAUGCUGAAAACGGACACAGCGGCUGGCACGGCGACUGGUGCUGAGUCGGCAGAUAACGGAUUGCGGAAGCGAGGCGUGGCUGGCUUCGACGCAGGAGCUGCUGCUGCGAAUCCCUUUACUGAUGACAAUGCUCAAAUCCUGCUUGACCAGGACAACGACGACGACGACGACGAAGCCCCUUCUCCAAAGCCAUUCCAGUACAUUGAAUCCCGCGAAAGCUCAGUCACCAUCCAGGGCGAUAUUCCAGCGUCCUCUACGACCGGCCAACUAAUCGACUUCUCACCAGACUCGCCGCGUCUCGGGCCUGAGAAUCCGCAGACAGCAUCUAUCCCCCCAUCCGAAGUCGGCGACCAUGACUACGACCACACCUAUGAUCAAGCACAAUCCUUCUACUCUUUCGCCUCCUCCAGCUCCAUGCAAAACUCCACCCACUCUCACGUCCUCAUCCCAGCGGAUGACGACUCCGACGCCGAACACCUUUCAACCGGAACUCUAACCCCUCGCUCCGAACACUCCAUCUUCACUGGCGCUUCGGUCGGUAGUCACGCCGACGACAUCGCCGUUCUCUCCCUGCAAAACGACGACGACCAUGACGCUCGGUCGGAAGCAUUUUCCGAUGGAGGGUUCACGGAUGCGGCAGUCAGCGAGGCUGGGUUCAGCGAAGUGAGCGGUGGUGAUGAGAGGAGAUUGGGUGUCAUGACGCCGAGUAGCUGGACAGAUGUUGGCAGCGAUGAUGAGAGUGAGUGGGGUGGGCCGGCUCAGGGUGGGCAGGUCCAUCAAUAGAGGGAAGUAGGAGUAAGGGUGUUGAUGUGCUCAUCAUGGCGUUUACUGUUGAUAUGGGAAUGGCGUUUUGAGUGCGCACAUUGGUAUACCUCGAUGGAACUUGGGGAAUGAAACACGCAACGUGGGUGCGGUAGGUUAGGGUCGGGUAUGGGAUCUCUUAUUGCAAUGCGGGAAUUUCUUGCCAGCUUGAUGUAUUGCUAUCAUUUGAGAAAUAUGGAAAAUCUUGGUUUUGAGGUGUGGGUUGUUGCUAGAUGUGGUCGAUGUGUAUAGUGUUCCUUCUUUUCUGGUUGUUGUACCUAGCGAAUCCAUACAACCCCGAACAACUGCAUUCGAG
Messenger RNA from Lindgomyces ingoldianus, 1702 nucleotides. RefSeq lists its product as uncharacterized. Lineage: Eukaryota; Fungi; Ascomycota; Dothideomycetes; Pleosporales; Lindgomycetaceae. The record is from RefSeq and is a predicted model, not a curated record. The transcript has 2 exons. The coding region runs from base 118 to 1368 and encodes 416 amino acids.